AUGGACAGGCUUCGCAUCAAACGGUCUAUCCUUAGCAUCACGUCACCCGGCACCCAUCUCCAGACUGGAAACUUUGAGCUCGCAAAGCAGAUUACACGCGAAACCAAUGACGAAAUUGCUACCGUUUGUCGCAAGUUCCCAGAUCGGUUCAAAUUCUUUGCCUCUCUCCCUCUACCCGAUGUGGAGGGUUCGCUCGAGGAAAUCGAUCGCGCUCUAGAACUGGGUGCUGUAGGCUUUGCUCUUAUGACCAAUGCUCAGGGCUACUAUAUGGGAGACUCGCGAUUUGAUCCCGUCUUCAGCAAACUGAAUGAGCGAAAGGCAGUUGUGUUCGUCCAUCCGACACAGUGCUGCUCACUAGACAAUCCAGAGACUGAUAAGCCCCUGGCACAGUAUCCAACGCCUAUGAUGGAGUAUCUGUUUGACACGACUCGAGCCGUUGUGAAUCUUAUCCUAUCGGGCACAGUUACCAGAAAUCAGGAACUGACAUUCCUUGUUUCUCAUUGCGGGGCGAUGCUGCCUCCGCUCAUUGAAAGAUUAACUACAUUCUCGGCGACUCCGCUGCUCAAGUCUUGCGAGAGAUUGUCGAGUGAUCAGGUCAAAGAGCUGCUUCGUACUCAAUUCUUCUUUGAUCUUGCCGGCAUGCCAUUCCCGGAUCUCAUCCAUGGAUUCCUGAGAGUUGGAGAGUCGAGUCGUUUGCUUUAUGGUAGUGACUAUCCUUAUACCCCUGGGCAUAUGACUCGGGCUCUCAGUCAGAUCAUGGACAUGAAUCUCCAACAAAUGUUCAGUGAGGAAGAGAUUCAGAGAAUAUACUCGGGCAAUGCGGAAACUCUCGGAUUGUGA
Molecule: messenger RNA, 840 nt
Organism: Penicillium soppii
Lineage: Eukaryota; Fungi; Ascomycota; Eurotiomycetes; Eurotiales; Aspergillaceae
Product: amidohydrolase family protein
Exons: 1
Coding region: 1-840 (279 amino acids)
Biological process (GO): secondary metabolic process
Cellular component (GO): cytosol; cytoplasm
Molecular function (GO): hydrolase activity; carboxy-lyase activity
Source: RefSeq, a predicted model, not a curated record